AUGCUUUGACGGAUGCAGACCAAGAGACCAUUCCCAGGUCUCACUUUCUGUGCCUUCUACCUGGCCACCUACCUCACGAACAAGUAUGUCCUGUCUGUCUUGAAAUUCACCUAUCCCACCUUAUUCCAAGGGUGGCAGACAUUAAUUGGAGGACUUUUGCUUCACAUUUCUUGGAAGCUAGGUUGGGUGGAGAUCAACAGCAAUUGCAGGGCCAAGGUUCUGGCAUGGCUUCCCUCUUCAAUGCUAUUUGUGGGGAUAAUCUAUGCAGGUUCCAGGGCGUUGUCUAGAUUGUUGCCCAGGGAGGACUCCGAAAGGUUAAGUGGAUGGGUAACCCUUUCAGGUGAUCUCUUCAGGGCCCUGGAAUUUCCAUUCCUGUAUUUUUACAGAUUCCAUACCAGCUGCUGUGCCAGUGGAUUCUUGGGAUUCUUUCUGAUGUUAAGUUCAGUGAAGCUAAAAAACAAUGUGGCUCCAGGACAGCACACAGCCUGGAUUUUCUUUGCCAAGGGGUUGAACCAGAUGAUGCAUAAGGUGCCUUCCAGUUCUAAAUCCUCUACAAAAAGGAAAUACCAUGUCACAUGA
Gracilinanus agilis (Agile Gracile Mouse Opossum) is the source of this 579-nucleotide messenger RNA. RefSeq names its product transmembrane protein 241 (gene SLC35D4). Bases 13 to 579 code for a protein of 188 amino acids. The record is from RefSeq and is a predicted model, not a curated record. The transcript is spliced from 8 exons. NCBI's taxonomy places the organism in Eukaryota, Metazoa, Chordata, Mammalia, Didelphimorphia, Didelphidae.